GCGGAGGUGAGAGGACAUAGUGUCGAUAUAGUUUGCGAUCAUUGUUUUCAAUGUUUUUCUUGUUGAUAGCAUUUCGUGAGUGAAUUGACAAUAAAUUAAACUAAACAAGUGUUUUAUAAUUGGAACAAAAUCAGUGCACGUGUUCAGUAAUUGAAAAAUAGAAACAUUUGCGCAAUUGUUUAAGCGAUUCGAUGUCAAUAAACUUGUCGGUGAUAUUUUAUGGGAAAGGUGUGCCGCGUCGCUAAUACCUGUUCGCGGCGACAGGGUGCAUGAGGUCGGAGCAUUGGCGGAGGCGGUCGGCGCCUGAGCGUGGUGCGAUGGUAGAAGUGAGAUAAACAAGAUGAUUUCGAGUUUCCCGCGUGCGUCAGGUAACAUAGCAAGGCACCUUGGAACCGCGGCGGGUUUGAGAACAUGUGAAUACACCGUGUUCCACUGGGCUACAAAAAGACUGAUUCACUCGGAUGCCUUAUCGACUAGAGACGCAAGAUGAUCGUUUCAAUAUUUUUGUAGCGACUUUUUGGGAGAUAUAUCGAUAUUUUUGGAUGUUAUUUUAUAGCAUAUAUAUUAAUGCAGUGCUAGUGUAGUGCAGUGAACUAUCGAUAAGUGGGUGAUGUCAGUAGUUGUACGAUGAACGCAAUGAACAGCGAGGGUGAGGCGGUGAAGGUGGAAGGAGGUCGCAUUUCCGUGACAACUAUCAGCAUGCCUGGACCAAAUACGAGUAGUGGCCAAUUCUCGUACAGUUCGAGCGGGAUCCGGAUCAGCGUGUCUUCAGACCCUCACGAUGAAGACUCGACUGAUGCUGAGAUCUCCAAAAUUGACUUCACGCAACAUCCAUCUGAGGUGAACAUGCGUAACAAGAAAAAGCGAUCGUCAGGUUGCGAUGGUCCCCUUGAGCAGGAGAGACCGAUGUCCUGGGAGGGCGAGCUUUCUGACCAUGAAAUGGUCAUAGACACCAGUGUUAAUAAUGACGAGACAAGCAACUUAGACCUCCAGUCCUCUCGAGAUUCCAUAGACACACUGCGCAAUGUGACGAUAAAAUCGGAAACGGUCAAGACCGAACCGUUCCAAAGUCUGGAUGAUGAUCGAGUGCUGGACCUGAAGUAUGCGCCAUUGCAACCGCAUCAGAGAAGCCUCAGUAUGAAUAGAAUAUCAGUCCUAACAGACAGUACAUCUCUAUCCCUUGCCCGGCGGCCAUCUUCACCGACGAGCAGUGCAAAGUCCCUGGCCCUGUCCGACCAGUAUGAACACAUGUCGCACAUGGCCAGUGGAAUGACUGAGGUCCAGAACUUGACUAUAAAGAAGGAAACUCAAUUGAAUGAAUUAAAAUGCGAGCCACUAGGCAUGGAGAAGCUGCUAGGAGCUCACGGGUCGCCGCUGCUCGGCCGCCUGCCGAGAGUGCAGUCCAGCGCCAGUACUGACUCCGCCGUACAUUCCAUGUACACGCAUAGUGUAUACAGCAGUCCGUCAGCGAGCCCGCGUCCGUCCCGUCACUACACGCCGUCCCUUUCUCGCAACAAUAGUGACGCGUCACAUUCCUCCUGCUACUCUUAUAGCUCGGAGUUUUCGCCUACACAUUCGCCAGUACAGAGCCGUCACCCACACGUGGUAUACCGCGAAGCAGCAGUGUACCCAGCUUCACCAGCACACGAUGAAGACACGGAGCAGACUGAUGAGCGACUGCAUCACCACCAGGGGAUCAGCAGGCAGCAGCUGAUUAACAGCCCCUGUCCAAUAUGCGGGGACAAGAUCAGCGGGUUCCACUACGGGAUCUUCUCGUGCGAAUCGUGCAAGGGUUUCUUCAAGCGCACGGUACAGAACCGCAAGAACUACAUGUGCCUGCGCGGGGGCAACUGCCCCGUCACUGUGGCCACGAGGAAGAAGUGCCCAGCCUGCCGGUUUGAUAAGUGCCUCGGAUGUGGAAUGAAAUUGGAAGCGAUCCGCGAAGACCGAACUCGUGGUGGCCGCUCUACAUACCAGUGUUCAUACUCUCUAUCCGGUGCCGCGUCUACCGGCUCGCUGCUCUCUGCGCACGCGCCAGCUACACUGCGUCACGCGUCUAGCCUCACUUGCGUAAAUGGUCCAGCAUCAUACAGCAGUCGAGGGGAGUCCAGUAGCAGUCGACUCACGCCUGAUAUACCGCCAUUAUUACAGGAAAUAAUGGACGUCGAACACCUCUGGCAGUACAACGAGUCAGAACUGAACCGUCUCGGCAAGUCGAGCGGCAGUCCGUCCGCCAACCCGCUGCUAGCGGCCAGCGGUAUCACUGCACAGAACUCUAGUGCAGAUUUCCUAGCUGACCUGUGUAAUAUAGCGGACCAUAGACUGUACAAGAUUGUAAAGUGGUGCAAGAGCUUGCCGCUGUUUAAGAAUAUUUCGAUCGACGACCAGAUCUGCCUGCUGAUCAACAGCUGGUGCGAACUACUGGUGCUGUCGUGCUGCUACCGCGGGGUGAGCACGCCGGGCGAGGUGCGCGUGGGCGGCGGCCGUGGGAUCACGCUGCAACAGAGCGCCAAGUACGGUUUAACGCCAUGUAUCGAACGAAUGCUCAGUUUCACCGACCACUUGAGAAGAUUGCGGGUAGAUCGAUACGAAUAUGUCGCGCUUAAAGUCAUCGUACUACUCACUUCAGAUGCGCCAGAACUGCGUGAAGCGGAGAAAGUGCGAGCAUCCCAAGAGAAAGCUUUAGCUGCGCUACAAGCCUACACAGCAACACACUCGCCCGACACGCCUGCUAAGUUCGGCGAGCUGCUGCUGCGCAUUCCUGAGCUGCAAAGGACCUGCCAGUUCUUCAUGCAAGUCGGCAAAGAAAUGAUGAAUCCAACGAACAAGAAAGACGGUGAGUCGCCGAGUUUCAACCUGCUAAUGGAACUUCUGAGAGGUGACCAUUAAUUUCGAAUUCUAGUACGAAUUGGGACAGUCCCAAAUUAAAAAGAUAUUGCUCAAGUAUGAAAUGUGUAUAUAGUUAUGGAUAAUUUGGAAUUUCAUCGAGUGAUAACUGCCGUUGUAGCUUCUCGCCUUGAUAAUAAGACUGCAAGCCUAAAGGUUACGGUGCCAAUAGUUUUGUAUUUUUAUGGAAUGUAUGAAUUCGCAAUAAUAUGAAUAUAUUGUAUAGGUUCUGCUCUAGAUUAAUCGAUGUAUUUAUAACAGCUUACGAUGCUCUUAAUGUCACUUAUUUUUAUUUUUUUUAUGUCACGGACAAGUUCGUACAAAAGGUGUCUAGGUUUUUUAGUCAUAUUCUACCCGAAUCUUUUUUCCGUUUUACAAUAGGUAAAAUGUUCAAUUAACUUUUAUUUUGAUAAAAAUUUUAAGGAUGAUUUCCUUAAUAUUUAAAGGUAUUUAAAAUAAAUGAUUUUUUUUAUUUUUUGUAAUUAUUUUCAAUUAUAGUUUUGCAUACGGAUUACCGUGACAUUAUCUAAAUAAAUAGAACUUACACUGCCAUGCGCUUUUAUACACCAUAGUAAAUAGUAUAUAGGCAAAGGGAACAAUAAUUAUAUGCGUAUGUAUAAGAAUAUUUAAAAUCCUUAAUGCCUUGAUAUAAAAAUA
Messenger RNA from Colias croceus (clouded yellow), 3543 nucleotides. It is a transcript of the gene Hr39, whose product is annotated as nuclear hormone receptor FTZ-F1 beta. The record is from RefSeq and is a predicted model, not a curated record. NCBI's taxonomy places the organism in Eukaryota, Metazoa, Arthropoda, Insecta, Lepidoptera, Pieridae. Gene Ontology annotation, molecular function: nuclear receptor activity; zinc ion binding; RNA polymerase II cis-regulatory region sequence-specific DNA binding. Gene Ontology annotation, cellular component: RNA polymerase II transcription regulator complex. Bases 628 to 2889 code for a protein of 753 amino acids. The transcript has 18 exons. Gene Ontology annotation, biological process: regulation of transcription by RNA polymerase II; tissue development; hormone-mediated signaling pathway.